This is a messenger RNA of Lathyrus sativus (Indian pea), 423 nucleotides long. The record is from the annotation of a GenBank genome assembly. NCBI's taxonomy places the organism in Eukaryota, Viridiplantae, Streptophyta, Magnoliopsida, Fabales, Fabaceae.
AUGACUCCAGUGAAAUUUUUAGUAAUUGAUGAAGCUGCACAACUAAAAGAAUGUGAAUCUACGAUUCCGUUGCAGCUUCCUGGUCUUAGCCAUUGCAUUCUUAUAGGUGAUGAGAGACAGCUUCCUGCAUUGGUCAAAAGCAAGAUAGAUAACAAGUGUGAAUUCGGAAGAAGUAUGUUUGAGAGGCUUGUAAGAUUGGGAUACAAAAGGAAAAUGCUUAAUAUUCAGUAUAGAAUGCAUCCAUCUAUCAGCUUAUUCCCAUGCAAGGAGUUUUACGAUGAAAAACUUUCUAAUGCGGGCGUUGUCAGGCUUCCGUGGAAGUUAAAGGUUUGGAACCAGUCUUGGACACGAGAGAGGAUAGAACAGAUGAGGAUAAUGUCCCGAAACAUGCUGAAAACGAGGGUGACAUUAAGCCAUCAAUAG